CCACUCGUCGUAUUAUUCUCCUUCACACGCUGGUUUUUUCUUCCCCGCUCUGAGUCGUCUUGUUCCGGCGUUCAUCUCUGCUCAAUGAAUUCAUGUGAGAUUGUUGUCUAUAUCCAUUUGGCUAAUCGGCGAUAAUUCGACGACAAAGGUUAAGGAAUUCCUUGACCAGAGCAGAGCCUGCUGAUUUUCCUUCGGUCGAACAACCACUUAACCUCAAUUCUUUUGCCUUUGCAUACCUACCCUUCUCUAUCUCUCUCUGUCUCUUUCCGAACGCGAAAUUAAAGCAUAGAGAAAGACGGAAACAAAAAGAACGAAAUCCAUUGUCGAAUCAAAUCCAAAAGAAAAAGAGGUCGUAGGGGAGGAAGGAUUUAAGGGUACUGGAAUGGAAGAGGGAGGGGGGAAGGUGAGGGCUCUUAUAGAGAAGGCUACAAACUCGACACAACCAGAGGUGGAUCCACGACUCCUUAAAGCCAUUAAGUCUGUCGUACGGUACUCUGAUUCGGAGCUCAGACUUGCUGUCCAUGCCCUGAUGGAAUUCAUGAAGCGUGACCACUCUCAGGUUCGGUACUUGACACUUCUAAUAAUUGACCAACUAUUUAUGCGGUCCAAGCUUUUCAGAACUCUCCUUGUUGAGAAUUUGGAUCAGUUGUUGACUUUAAGUGUUGGAUUUCGAAGAAAUCAGCCUCUUCCUGCUCCACCGUCUGUGGCAACCCUUCUGCGUAAUAAGGCAAUAGAAUUUUUGGAGAAGUGGAAUUCUUCUUUUGGAAUUCAGUAUAGACAGCUCAGAUUAGGGUUUGAUUACCUUAAGAACACUCUCAGGUUCCAGUUUCCUAAUCUACAGGCAAAUGCAGCUAGGAUUCAGCAGGAGAGAAGGGAAAGGGAGAGGAGGUCAAAAGAAAUCUUACUCAACAAGUUUGAGACUUUGAAGGAAAAUUUUUCAUCCAUAAAGGAAGAAAUCCAAUCAACAAUUGAUGAGAUAGGAGAGUGUUUAGAUAUUGUCCGCAAUACUGGAGAAGAGAGUAUGCUGUUGGCUCGUUUGGAUGAUGAUGAUGAUGAUGAUGAUAUUGAAGAGUUCCGUUCCUCAGAAUUGCAGCAGAUACGUCGUGAGACAUUGGAAGAAGGAGAAAAGGUCCACGAAAACAGUGAGAAUAAAGUGGUUUUUGAUGCGCUGAGGGAGCUUUACAAGCUUCUAGUUACAAAGCAUUUGGUUUCAGUCCAAGAAUGGAUCUCUGUUCUUGUAAGGGUUGAGGUGACAGAUAACAGAUUUAGAGAUUCUAGUUUGAAGGAUUUCAUUGAUAUACGAAAUCUUCUUCAGUCAGUGAAGAAGAAGUGCGAAGAAUCAGGUUGUUCUCUUCCUAAGGCCACAACUAAUGAAGAAGAAGAAGACUUUUGGGAGGAGGGUAAAAUUGAAUUAAAUAAGAGUGGGACGGUAAGUGCUUGCAAUAGGGAAAAUGGAGAUCUUGCUAUUGUAUCAGAACCUAGUGACUCAAAAAUAACUGUCAGACAUGGCAAGAAAAAGUUAGAAUCUGAAGGCGUUGGAACUGAAUCAAGCUCUCCAAGGAGUAAGCUUUUGGCUGAAGCUCCCAUGGUGAACUGGGGCCCUUAUUUGGACAACUGGGGUUCAAAGAGGGAUGUAUUGGCUAAUCAAAGGGGUUUGGAACUUGAAAGCCACUGGGGUAGAGUGGAUUAUGAUGCAGUUAUUCCAGCAGAGAAAAUUGCAGAGUUAAAUGUUCAUGCUACUGUAUACAAAGAAGAGCAGCUUGAAAUUCAACAGUGUCGUGCUCCUUUGCGUAAAGGUGGACUUUGUCAAAGAAGAGAUUUGAGAGUUUGUCCAUUUCAUGGACCUAUCACACCCAGGGAUGAUGAGGGAAAGCCACUUGAUCAGAAUCUGUCAAAAGAUGAAAUAGCUUCUGACUCAGGGACUGAUUUAGUAGAAGCAGAGCAAUUAGCAAGACAAGCUGUUAAGAAUGUUCGAGCGAGAGAUAAAGAUGUAGCACGGAAGAGAGAAAUCGAUCGACAGUCCAUGAAGCAUGCAAAGCGUGCGAAGCUUGCGAAAAUCCGUGAGCACAAUGAGGCAGUUUUACGAGAUGCUGCAUUGGCUUCAACUUCAAGAUCUGCAACUGCCGGAGAAGAUAUGAUGGCAAGUGACAGUGGAAAUGCAUCAGACAGAAGCAAGAAGCAAGCGCUGGCAUCCAUGCUACGGAAGAAAGUGACACCAAAAGAUAGGCUAGCACAGAGGCUUUUGAAUACAAAGGCAAGGGAUGCAACAAUUAGACAGCUUACAUCGGCUGAGGAUGCAAAUUACAAAGAGGCCUUUCCUAGUCAAUGGUAAAUUAGAGGACUUGUUGUGCCUUUUGUAACAUAUGUUGAAUUUUUCUCUUCUUAAUUUUUGGAAAAGACUUGUAGAUAAAGUAGAUAGUUUACACGUUGCUUAUGAGAAAGCAUGAAUCUUUUGGCUUCAUUUUCCUUUA
Messenger RNA from Ziziphus jujuba (common jujube), 2471 nucleotides. Its product is annotated as UV-stimulated scaffold protein A homolog. Gene Ontology annotation, biological process: response to UV; transcription-coupled nucleotide-excision repair. NCBI's taxonomy places the organism in Eukaryota, Viridiplantae, Streptophyta, Magnoliopsida, Rosales, Rhamnaceae. Gene Ontology annotation, cellular component: chromosome. Bases 383 to 2332 code for a protein of 649 amino acids. The record is from RefSeq and is a predicted model, not a curated record. The transcript is spliced from 2 exons. Gene Ontology annotation, molecular function: RNA polymerase II complex binding.